AUGGACCAUCAGGAAACGGGUGGUUCAUUUUUCCAAGCCACGAAUGACUAUGGAGUAUUCCAGACAGACAUAACAACAUACAGCAUUGAGGAGCUGGUAGCAGUUACAUCUGAAUGCACCCCAAAAAACACAAGGGUGCAUCUCUCUGAGCAAGCAGCCUCCAUUCUGAAUUGUAAGAAGAAAUUUUUGGACUCCUCCCAGUUUGUGGUGCUGCUGGCCUCUCAAGAUGUCAGUGUGUUCUAAACACACACUACCCAGUCCCACCUCCCACUCUGGAACAUGGAAACUCAAUCAGUGGCAUUAUGUCUGGAUUUCAGAGCAGUCCCUUUGUUGGGUUACCUUCCUCAGGAUUUGAUUGGAACAUCCAUCUUGAUAUAUUUGCACCCAGAAGAUCACCCCCUUAUGGGCAUUCAUCAGAGGAUCCUGAAGUUUGCAGGCCAGCCUUCAUUUGAGCAUUUGCCCAUCAGAUUUUGUACUCAGAAUGGAGAUUAUGUCGAUACCAGCUGGUGCAGCUUUGUGAACCCCUGGAGUAGGAAAGUCGUGUUCAUCAUUGGCCAGCACAAAGUCCAAACGAGCCCUCUGAAUGAAGAUAUUUUUCCUGCAAGAAGCAAAGAGAUGAGCAGUGUCAAUAAAGAGAUAAGAGAAUUGCAAGGACAAAUGUACAAGCUCCUCUUGCAGCCAGUUCAUAGCAAUGAUUCUGAUGGUUAUGGAAGUCUUGGUAGCAAUGGGUCUUACAAACGUUACAUCAGCAUAGCGUCCUCUAGUGACCCCAGUGGGAAUUGUGCUGAGGAAAUACAGCAGAACUAUUUCCUCCUAACAAUAUCCUGGAGAGUUCAUCCUGUGAUAAUUCAAGGAAGAUACAACAUGUUCUAUCCUACCAGCAGAUCAGCUGUGUGGACAGUAUCAUCAGAAGUGACUGCAAUAGAAGAUGCCACUGUGGGGCGUGAACAAAUUGAGCUGCCUCCUCUGAAUGCUCAGAGUCCCACUGUGGUUCUUGAGGAAUUUAAGCAAGUUGGGCUAACAAAGGAGGUUUUGUCAGCCUACACUCUGAAAGAGGAGCAGAACUACAUUGACGGGCUCCACCAGAGGAUGUUGUCAUCUCUGUAUAGGUCCUGUCUCUAGCAAGGGAGCAGAAGCAACAGUGGAUUUUCCCAUGGUCAAAGUAGGCACCAGUUGUUCUGUAUGGUAAAUGAAUUACUAAUUGAGUCUAGUUCUGCAUCUUGUGACCUAAUCAAUAUCUUACUAGUACUGCAAAUCCAAGCAGGAUGUUUUCUUCUAACUGCUGGGGCUUAAUAGUAGUCACAGCACAGAAGUCUCUACCCAGUCCUAGAUACUGCUAUCCUGGACUUGUAUCAGGACAUGUAACUCUUACAAUAAAUGCUGCAAAAGGCCACACAGCAGUGUAAUGCCUCCUAUUACUAGGACUCCAAUACGCUGAAAAAAUAGGUCGGGGUAAGCCUAGGAGAGCAGUCAGAGGGGCUGAUGGAAUAUAGAAGAGGACUGUCUGGGCCUGCUAGCAAAAAUUUUCCUACCUUGACUGAGAAACUGUCCAGGGGGCAUAUUCUGCUAAAUUUAACUCUCUGAAUGUGUUGCAUAUUCUGCAUUAUUUCUCUGAAGGCCUGUCUCUGUCUCUCCAGACCUGCUACUUCAGUGAGUGACUAUUUUUCCUCUCUUUUAGGAGACUCCUCUUCAAAGCAGACCAGCCCAGUUAGCUGUAGAAGAGGCAAAUAUAGAAACUCAAGUGCCAGAACCCACUAGAGCCCUCAUACAGGUGUUCAUCUAAUAGAAAUGAUCUUCCACACAGGAAGAGAACAAAUUCUGGGAAACAGUUCUGCUCUCCUCUGAAGCAGUGGUUCCCAAACUUUUUCCACCGCUUGUUCAGGGAAAGCCCCUAGCGGGCUGGACUGGU
This is a messenger RNA of Chelonoidis abingdonii (Abingdon island giant tortoise), 1909 nucleotides long. The record is from RefSeq and is a predicted model, not a curated record. NCBI's taxonomy places the organism in Eukaryota, Metazoa, Chordata, Testudines, Testudinidae.